AUGGAGUCGCAGCUUCGCUUUCUCCUCGCACACGUGCGCAUGGGCCACCAGCGGCGCUACCAGACGUGGUUUGCCACCCGGUUUCUCGCCGCCCCGGAGAGCGAGUCCCUCGUGGCGGAUUUGAUUCGUUUCGUCUGCUGCUCGGUGCAUCCGACCAAUCAGGUGCUGCAAUCCGACGUGGUGCCACGCUGGGCGAUUGUCGGUUGGCUGCUCAAAUGCUGCAGAAGCUGCCACAUGGAGGCAAAUGCCAAGCUGGCGCUCUUCUACGAUUGGCUCUUCUUCAUGCCCAAGACAGACAACAUCAUGAACAUCGAACCCGCGAUGCUGUGCAUGGUCCAUUCCCUUCCCAAAUACGCCAUUAUGACCAACUCCCUCCUGGAAUUCCUCUUCCUUCUCCUAGAUAACUACGACGCGGCGCAUAGAGACGUGAUUCUCCGCGGAAUUUCCGCCUCGAUCGACAUUUUGAGGGACGGCAUGGGGAAUAUUGUUGGCAGCGGAGCGGGGAUAAGGGCGGCGGAGGAACAGCGAGGCAAGGAAGGGCAGGUGGCGGAGUUGGGGGAAGUGGGGGAAGUGGGCGCAGGCGUUAGCGGAAGCCAUCCUGUGGGUGGUUCUGCUGCUGCAGCCGUUGCCGGGAAGGGCGCGGUUGACGCAAGUGGGUCCAUCACUGGCGCGAGGGCGGCGGAAGAUGCGGAAAUGGGGGAGGCUAGCGCUGCAGGGGAAGACCAGGCUGGUGGAAAAGGCCCUGGCGGAGCGGGGAAACGUAGCAAGUCUCCGGAGGGCGCAGAGAUGGAACUAGGGGAGCGCGCCGGAGGGGAGAGCGAGGCGGCGGAGGGAGGGAGUGGUAAAAGGGAGCGGAAGAGGAAGAGGGAGGAGAAGGAGGAAGGGGAGGAGGAAGCGGAGGAGGGAGGGGAUGUGGAGGCUGGGGAGAAGCUGCGGAGGCAAGGGGACGGGGCGAAGGUCAUUGGCGGAUUCAAGGCGUUCCUGGUGGCUUUAAGAGGCGAGUAUCCAGUCAGUGAAGCUGGCGGGCGGAAGCCGCAGGGGCAAGCUGAGGGGAAGGCGCAAGGGAAUGAGUACGGGGAACUGGAGGGCGGGCAGGAGAUGGAAAAAGAGGGCAAAGGGGGAACGGGGGGAACUGCAGGGAGGGCGAGGGAGCGGCGACCUGUGGUGAAUGAGGAACAACGGGAUGAGGAAGACGCGCGGUUGGAUGAGGAACGAUCUGACAGGAGCGUCGACUCGGAUAGAGCGGAGGGCGGGUGGUGGUGGGGAGGAUGGGGAGGAGAGAACCAGGGGGAGCAGAGAGAAGAGGCGAAUGCGAUGGACGCUACAGGAGGGGAGGAGGGCCAGCGGAGUGGAAAAGGAAAAGAAGAUGGGGAGGGCGAGCAGGACGGUGAGGCGACUGACAAGGACAAGGGUGAAUGCGGUGGGUAUGACUUGAACUUCUUGCUGCCAGUAGAGGAGCUGCUUAUAUCGUGGCAUGACAUGGGCCAGCCAGGUUACUGCCUGGUUGCUGUGUGUGGGUGCAGCAGCAGCGGAGAAAGAGCAACUGAGUGCGGCCGAUGCACUUGCAGCAGCAGCCAGGGCAGCUAG
Closterium sp. NIES-65 is the source of this 1587-nucleotide messenger RNA. NCBI's taxonomy places the organism in Eukaryota, Viridiplantae, Streptophyta, Zygnematophyceae, Desmidiales, Closteriaceae. The record is from the annotation of a GenBank genome assembly.